This is a messenger RNA of Entrophospora sp. SA101, 1204 nucleotides long. The record is from the annotation of a GenBank genome assembly. Lineage: Eukaryota; Fungi; Glomeromycota; Glomeromycetes; Entrophosporales; Entrophosporaceae.
AUCGUCGACUACUAUACAACCGCAUGUUCACUUUUCAUCUAUUUCUCCAAUAUCAUCUACUACCCCCUCACUUCAUAGAAAUUCCAUUAAUGAGCUUGGUUUGAAUGAAGAUGAAUGGGUAUUAACGGAAAUACCUGAAGAAUUAAAAAAUGCAGAUACAAAUUCUGCUAAUAUUACUGAAGCUAAUUCAAUGCAAACAGAUUGGAAAAGAAAAUUAUUUUUAUUAUUAGAAGAUCCAUCUUCGAGUAAUGCAGCAUUAAUAGUUCAUGUGUUUGUAUCUUUUUCAAUUGUUUUGAGUGCUGUGUUGACCACCAUCGAAACAAUACCAUCCUUUAGAUCUACUUCCGGUUCAGUAUGGUUUAAUUUUGAGACUACAUUAGUAGUAGUGUUUACAAUUGAAUAUAUUCUAAGAUUUAUAGCUCAUUCAGAUUCGAUCAAACAAUUAUGGCAAUUCAUAAAAGCUCCUCUGACUAUUAUCGAUUUCAUUGCAAUUGUUCCAUAUUAUAUUGCAUUGGGAUUCCAUCAUGAUACACUUAUUGCUCUACCUUCAAUUAUCGUUGGAAGGAAUUUCACACUAGUUUGGGAAGCAAUGAGACAAUAUCGUAGAUCAGCAGCAGGUUAUGUAAGAGAUAAUCAUAACAAUCCUGAUGAUAAUAUUGAAGAUAACGGAAGUGAAGGAUAUCCAAUUGAUACGCUUGUUGAAGUAGGUGUAUUAAUUGAUGUAUCAGUAUUGGUCAAGGAAAUAUUUGUUGAUUCAGUAAGAGUUUUUGAGCAGUCAAGUUCAAUUGAUGGAGAAGAUACUCAAUUUAUCCAAUGUCCUACUAAAGCUGGACAAGUAGCACCACCUCAACUUACUGUCACAAUUUUACCUGAUCCUGUCGUUGCUGGACAAACUAGUACUUUUACUAUUUCUGGAACACUGAGUCGUCCUGUCGCCAAGGGCGACUUUACCGGUGCUGGUUUUUAUGAUCCUGCAACUAAGAGUAUCAUAGGUGAUGUAGCUAUGGCGCCAGCCAGCCCUGCAACACCAUUUUCUCAAACAUUGAGUGUUAAUGUACCAGCAGCAUUACCUGCACAAUACAUGAUUAUAGUUAUAGUUGCGAAUCUAAAAACUGAUGACAUUAUAGGCUGUGCAGCUGGUAUAGUUGGUGGUUCCGUUAAAGUUGUAGAUUUUAGCUAUAAUUCCAUUCUUGCAAGUUAUAAU